Seriola aureovittata is the source of this 1538-nucleotide messenger RNA. RefSeq names its product ladybird homeobox 1a (gene lbx1a). The record is from RefSeq and is a predicted model, not a curated record. Lineage: Eukaryota; Metazoa; Chordata; Actinopteri; Carangiformes; Carangidae. Gene Ontology annotation, biological process: regulation of DNA-templated transcription. The coding region runs from base 314 to 1183 and encodes 289 amino acids. Gene Ontology annotation, molecular function: DNA-binding transcription factor activity, RNA polymerase II-specific; DNA binding. The transcript is spliced from 2 exons.
ACUGGUGGUCAAUCGCUGCUGCUUUCUGUGCAUCACCGUCCACCGGAUGGGUUCGGUGCGCGCCUCGUCGUGCGUCACCCUGGACAAGUGGCUCGGAGACGCGGUGGGUCUCUAAGUGGGAUUCAGAAGUGUCCCUGCAGCCUGCAGCUCGGCGGCCGACAUGCGGCUGCAGAGGCACCUGUAAUCCGGACGGCGGAUUAUUAUCUUCCCUCUGCUGUUGUUUCUCUCUCUGUGCAGUUUCCCCUCAGCCUGCCAGCUUUCAAUCGCUCUUGUAUAAAUUACAAAGAGCCAGGAAGUCACCCGCUGUGCCGCCAUGACCUCUAAGGACGACUCCAAAUGCCCAGCGGUGCUGGAGGAGCGGAGGCGCAGUCCGCUGGAUCAGCUCCCGCCGCCGGCCAACUCCAACAAGCCGCUGACGCCGUUCAGCAUCGAGGACAUCCUCAACAAGCCGUCCGUGAGAAGGAGCUACUCCCUGAGCGGCGGAGCGGCGCAGCUCCUCUCUCCCAGAGAGAAGCUUGCCUCGGCGGGUCACAGCCUGUCCGGCCGGCCGCUGCUCGGUCAGACCUCCCCGCUCUGCGCGCUGGAGGAGCUGGCCAGCAAAACCUUCAAGGGCCUGGAGGUCAGCGUGCUGCAGGCGGCCGAGGGCCGAGACGGUCUGACGCUCUUCGGUCAGAGGAACACUCCUAAGAAGCGGCGGAAAUCCCGCACGGCGUUCACCAACCACCAAAUCUACGAGCUGGAGAAGCGCUUUCUGUACCAGAAGUACCUGAGCCCGGCGGACCGGGACCAGAUCGCCCAGCAGCUCGGUCUGACCAACGCGCAGGUCAUCACCUGGUUUCAGAACCGGCGCGCCAAGCUCAAGCGGGACCUGGAGGAGAUGAAAGCGGACGUGGAGUCCGCCAAGGCCGCGGGCACGGUGGCCUAUGAGAAGCUCUCCAAGCUGGCCGAGCUGGAGAAGUGUGCGGCGGAGGGUAUGGGCGGGGGGCCGGUGUCCAAGCCAGACCGCCACACCGAGCCCGACCCGGUCUCAUCCACGACCCCGCACGACACCAACGCAGAGAGCCUCGACUCCAGCAGGCCGCACAUGUCGCCUUCUUCCCCCGCGUCCUCGCGGUACACAGACCGGCUGAGCAGCAAAUUCUGCUCGGAGGAUGAAGAUGAGGAGAUUGACGUGGAUGACUAACGUCAGGUGUGAAGUGCCAAACAACGCGAUGUUUGCGGACAAGAAACUGUGGCUUUAUACGAGGAUGUCAGCCUUCAAACUGUUCACAGACAGAGAGGUGUGACACGUCCACAGAGGAAACACACACAGACACACACGGGUCAGCUGCUCAUCUGGUUCAGAAGGCUUCAACAAAUCAUUUUUAUAAACUCGAGCCGAGUGUUUUUGAUAUUAUAUUUGUUCUGAUGAUAAUCACACAAGAAAUUGUGUCAUAGCUUGUAAUAAAUCACGAUUUAAUAUAUUUAUAAUGCUUUGUACACCCUUUAAGUGCCUUUACUAUAUACAGAACGCAGACAAGUGUACAAACUGUAGCCUA